This is a messenger RNA of Nicotiana tabacum (common tobacco), 888 nucleotides long. Its product is annotated as WAT1-related protein At4g08300-like. Gene Ontology annotation, molecular function: transmembrane transporter activity. NCBI's taxonomy places the organism in Eukaryota, Viridiplantae, Streptophyta, Magnoliopsida, Solanales, Solanaceae. Gene Ontology annotation, cellular component: membrane. The record is from RefSeq and is a predicted model, not a curated record.
UGCUCGUCGCAGCUGCUGCUGCGUCGUCACUAUCCCGUCGCCUCAGCUCCCUCUCCAUCUUCACGUCAGUCAACCAUGUCUUCAGCUCCACCAAGACAGCCAUGGCUGCUGCGCCAUCUUGUCCGAAAACCACCAGUCCAAACACCACCCCCGAGAACUGGGUCGCCGGAACCAUUGAGCUCAUCUCUUGCAUUAUUGGUUGGUCCGUUUUCUUUAUUGUUCAAUCGAUGGCAUUGAAGGAAUACCCAGCAGAGCUAUCUCUGGCAGCAUGGUUAUGUGUGAUGGGCAUAGUGGAAGGAGGAAUUGUUGCUCUUAUAAUGGAACGUGAUUGGAAUGCAUGGAAAAUUGGCUUCGACGCUAGGCUCCUUGCUGCUGCUUAUUCUGGAAUCGUUUGCUCGGGAAUUGCAUAUUACGUGCAAAGUGUAGUUAAUAAAGUUAAAGGCCCAGUGUUCGUGACAGCCUUUAGCCCUUUGAGUAUGGUCAUCACUUCUAUUCUUGCUGCUAUUAUCUUGGCUGAGUCAGUCCACCUUGGAAGCUGCAUUGGAGCAAUUAUCAUAGUCAUGGGACUUUACUCUGUGGUGUGGGGAAAGAGUAAGGAGGAUAAAGGAAAUGAGACAGGAAAAGACCAAGAAUUACCAGUUGUGGACAUCAAAGAAAGGUCAACCAUAGUUGACGAUAUUAGUGAUGAUGUUACGACUGUGAAAUCAAAGGUUCCAGCUGUUGUAUCUUCAGACGAGCUGCUCGGUUGAGUUUUAGUCGAGGUCGUCGAGCGUCGUUUUGAGUUCGUCAAAGUUUACAAGGAAGGUGAGUUCGUCGUUGAGUUCGUCGUCGAAUCCGGACAGAUUCAUUCCCAUUCGAGGUUCGUCGAAACAGUCUGUACAUAUUUCA